AUGCGCGUACUGCACGAUGGCAAAGCCGCCACUGCGGAUCGGCCAGACAGCGCAGACGCGCUGAAGCGGCUCGACGCCAGCUUCGAGGCGUACUUUGGUGACGCUCCGCAGAGCGAGGCGAAGACGAGCGAGGCUGAAUUGCCCGUCGAGCCACAGAGCAAGCUCAGCGAAGCGCCGUCGAGCGACUCUCACGUGGCAGAGGCUGUGGACCAAGCUGAGCGCGAGGCUACAUCGUCUCAAGCUGAUGCGGCUGCACCACUGCCGACGGGCUCCGAGGAUGUUGCCGCAGAUGAGCCAUCGCCGCCGCCGCCGAUCUCUCAGGCAGUGCCCUCACCCACGCAAGCGAGUACACCUGCCGCCGCCCCAGCAGAGACGGCACAUGUCGCACCCGACCCUCAGCAGCCAGUCGCAGCCGCACCGGAGACGCAAGCACCGGAGGCGCAAGCACUGGAGGCGCAGGCAGAAGUGGAGGAGUACGACGCGACAACAGCACCGCGAGCUACGCCCCUACGCGCUGCCAAGGUGCCGUCAUCACGCAUCGCCCGGGCGCUGCACUACGGAGGUCUCGGCGCUGGCCUUGCCUGGGGAGCAGCUGGCUCCUUCUUCUCUGGCUCGGGCCGGGGCGAGUCGGGCAAGGAAGGGUCCGCAAACCCAAUCCUGGGCGACAGUAACGUCCGGCGGCUCGUCGACAAGCUGAGCACGAUGCGGGGCGCUGCGCUCAAGCUCGGCCAGUUUCUGAGCAUCCAGGACAGCAACAUGCUGCCUCCUCAGCUCGAGGAGGUCCUUCUGCGUGUCCAGAAUAGCGCGCACUACAUGCCGGCGUGGCAGAUGGAGAGAGUCAUGCAGGCCGAGCUCGGGCCGGAGUGGCGCAAGCAGUUCUCCUCUUUCUCGGACGUGCCCUUCGCCUCGGCCUCGAUCGGGCAGGUCCACGCGGCAGUGCUUGCAGAGGACCACCCGUCGCCUCUGGCAGGCCAGCGCGUCGCCAUCAAGAUCCAGUUCCCCGGCGUGCGGUCGAGCAUUGCGUCUGACCUGGGCAACCUGCGCUGGCUGCUGGCGGCCUCGGCGCUGCUUCCCAAGGGCCUCUUCCUCGACAACACGAUUCGCGUCAUGCAGCGCGAGCUCGACGACGAGUGCGACUACGUGCGCGAGGCCGACAUGAUCCGCCGCUUCGGCGAGCUCACGAAGGACUCGCAAGUCUUUGCCGUGCCGCGCGUCGUCGACGAGCUCAGCACCGCGCAGGUGCUGACGACGGAGAUGAUGCGCGGGCGUCCUCUGACGCAGGCUGCGAGGUACACGCAGGACAAGCGCGACCAGAUCGCCAAGUCGAUUCUGGAGCUCUCGCUGCGCGAGCUGUUCGAAUACCGCCUCAUGCAGACGGACCCGAACUGGACGAACUUCUUGUACAACGAGCGCACAGGCAAGAUCGAGCUCAUCGACUUUGGCGCGGCACGCGCGUACGACAAGCCGUUCAUCGACGACUGGCUCUGCAUGCUUCGUGCGGCAAUCGGCGGUCGUCGCGACGAGUGCGUGGCGUGGAGCGAGAAGGUUGGCUACUUGACGGGCCAGGAGUCUGAGGCCAUGCGCGACGCACACGUCGACUCGAUGAUCGCCCUAGGCGAGCCCUUCCGAGCCGACGCUCCCAACCCAUACCCAUUCGCCGAGCAGACCAUCACGGCUCGCGUGCGGGCGCAGAUCCCGCUCAUGCUCCGCGAGCGUCUCACACCGCCGCCAGAGCAGACGUAUUCGCUCAACCGCAAGCUGAGCGGUGCCUUCCUCCUCUGCGCAAGGCUCGGGGCGCGCGUCAGCUGCAACACGAUGCUGAGCGACGUGACGCGCGACUAUGUGCUGGAGAACACGCCGCCCGCCGGCGUGCCCCAGCGCACGAGCGGAACGUCCAUCGGCAGCGAUCGACGUGGGCUGCACACCUCCAGGAUCCUGCGCGAGGUCGAGCAGGCCGAGCGGCGGCGCCAGCGGACACGUGAGAUCUGA
This is a messenger RNA of Tilletiopsis washingtonensis, 1989 nucleotides long. RefSeq names its product ABC1-domain-containing protein. Gene Ontology annotation, biological process: ubiquinone biosynthetic process. Lineage: Eukaryota; Fungi; Basidiomycota; Exobasidiomycetes; Entylomatales. Gene Ontology annotation, cellular component: extrinsic component of mitochondrial inner membrane. The transcript has 4 exons. The record is from RefSeq and is a predicted model, not a curated record. Gene Ontology annotation, molecular function: kinase activity. The coding region runs from base 1 to 1989 and encodes 662 amino acids.